CGAAUUGCUGGCUAGGGUUUCUUUUUCUUUUGGGCGCUAGUGGACUCGGGGCGAUUUUCUCCGCUCUACCUACAAAAAGUUCAAGUAUCAAAUUCUUUCUUUCCCUCCUUCAAAGGCAUAACACCAUGUACGGAUCCAGAGGGGCAAUGUUUGGGAGCGGGGGGGUUUCGGACGGGUACGAGGUCGGCUCAAAGAGACAAAGAAUGAUCGAAUCGAAUCCCUACUUCGCAGUGAGCGGAAGUGCCGGCGGUUACCAGCCUUACAGUUAUGGUGGUGGGUUUCACCCCAUCUUUCCUGUGGUUCGUCUCCGAGGACUACCAUUCAACUGUACGGACAUGGACAUAUUCAAGUUCUUUGCUGGGCUUGAUAUUGUGGAUGCACUUCUGGUCAACAAAAAUGGACGGUUCUCAGGGGAGGCUUUUGUUGUCUUUGCAAGCCCAAUGCAGGCUGACUUUGCACUCCAGAGAGAUCGCCAAAACAUGGGUCGUAGGUAUGUGGAGGUAUUUAGAUGCAAGAAACAGGACUACUACAAUGCGGUAGCUGCUGAGGUGAGCUAUGAAGGAAUUCUUGACAACGAUUACCAUGGCAGCCCCCCUCCGUCACGAUCAAAGAGGUCCAUCGACAAGGAUCAGUUAGAGUACACUGCGGUUCUAAAGCUACGAGGUCUACCGUUCUCUGUGACCAAGUCGGAGAUUAUAGACUUCUUUGAAGAGUUUGAUUUGACAGAAGACAAGAUACACAUCGCAUGCCGCCCAGAUGGGAAGGCUACUGGUGAGGCGUACGUGGAGUUCAUUUCAGCUGAUGAGGCCAAGAAAGCCAUGAGCAAGGACAAGAUGACUAUUGGGUCUCGGUAUGUGGAAUUGUUUCCUUCAACACCCGAAGAGGAAAGGCGAGCUGAAUCAAGAUCAAGGCAUUUGGUUGGUCAUUAAUGUGGCUGCUUGUCUGCUUGAUGAUGUUUCUUUUUUUUUGGUGUAGUACUGGCUGUUUAACUUCAUGCUGGUUCGAUGUCAACUACUUUUGCUAGGGGACCCCAAUUUGGUUUCUAACUUUCUAUCAGGUUCUUUUAUUUGAAUAUUUAGUUCUGGUUGUUUAAUAUAUUCCUUCUAAUGUUAUAAUGUAGACAAUUUAUCAAAAUUGUGGCUUUUAUUAUUAUGUUA
Nelumbo nucifera (sacred lotus) is the source of this 1157-nucleotide messenger RNA. Its product is annotated as RNA-binding (RRM/RBD/RNP motifs) family protein. Gene Ontology annotation, molecular function: RNA binding. Lineage: Eukaryota; Viridiplantae; Streptophyta; Magnoliopsida; Proteales; Nelumbonaceae. The record is from RefSeq and is a predicted model, not a curated record.